AUGGGUAGUGAAAUGAAUUCACUUUUAAAUUCCCACGCUGUUUUCAUUCAGACACCCAAUUCCGAAACGAAAUAUUUUCGAAAUUUUGUGGGAGCCGAAGACUACGUAUGCUCCAAUGUGAAAGGUAUGGAUUUCUUUAUAAUAUGGCUGUCUGACCAAUACGUAGAGCAAUUUAUUCAAUCUCGUAUUAUCGAUUUCCCUCAGUUGAAACGUGCAAAUAUUUAUCUUAGCACAGAAGUCGACAUGGCAUCAGUUUCCCAGUACUAUGCUGGAAAAUAUUCUAAACUUAGUUUUUGUCUGGCAUCCGAAGUGUCGAACCGUCUUCGGCAGGCUGCUCUUGGAGAUUGUUUAAAUUCCUCGUCGUUACUUGACCGAGAUCGGGUAAAAUCAACGAUGACUCGUGCAAAACAAGGAAUAUCGCAGAAGAUGGAGAGUCUAGAAAUAGAAUUACAUACCAACGCUCAUUCAUCCGAUAAUGGAGGAAGAACUUCAGUUUUGGAUGGAAAAGUCCCAGCAAAUUAUCUUUGCACACUUUGUUCGGGUAUUCUGAGAGAUCCUAUGCAACUAAUGUGCUGUGGUUCUCGUAUAUGUGAAUCAUGUGUUCUAUUCAACAAUGGUACUACAACAUGUCCAACAUGUCAAUGUAUUGUAACACAAGCUAUUGUAAUGCGAGACCGUGGUCACAAAAGAGACAUGGAAAAUAGUCAUAUUUCAUGCAGUUUUUGUACAUGGAAUGGCUCUUUAAAUAUGUAUCAGGAUCAUCUCCAAGAACAUCAUUACAUGAAUAUAAAUGAUGCUGCUACUGCGAACUUGAAUCAAAUGAGACUACAAGAAGCUAUGAACAAACCACUCUUGAAACCUUCCAACUUAAUCUAUGAAGAAAAACCCAUUACGUCCAGCGAAGUUAUAGUGAUAUGGAUUGUUACUGAUGCGCAAUCCAAAAUACACGCAUGGUACAAACGUACCAAACGCGACGGAAAUGAAACAUUUGAUGCAUCUAGACGCAACCCGGGAACGCGUGUAGAUGCGUUUAACGAACGUGUUUGCACGCGGUUGCUGAUGGAAACCGGNUCUAUUACUGCUUUAGUGAAUCGUGUAUUUGUUGGAAUCGUAAUAUUAGCGAAUAUGAAUUCAAUGCCGAAUAUUCCAUUUUCGGUCUCAGAAACUUUCGUUAAAGUCGACAUCCCAAUUCAAAUCUUUGCUGAAGAAGAAGCAUUAUUUGUGACGAUCAAGUCAAACUCAUCGACGAAAUAUUUCUGUAUUUUUAAUUCUUCGUCAAAUACACAGCAUUUAAUGGAGCGACUACAUUCUUGCUCAAAUGUUGUAUAUCUCUAUACACUAUCCGAAACCGAACAACUGGAACAGCAACGACGAAUAACCAGAAGUUAUGCCAAGUUCGAAGCAGUCUAUGAUGAUAUUCUUCGUUUACUAAUCAAAGUAGCAAGUGAUGUAGCAUUGUUCUGUGAAGAGACAGCUGAUCGGCAAAGAAGUAACAAGGCAAUGAUAGAUCAGGCGAAAAGAAACUAUCAACGUGCACUCGAACUGUAUGCAUUCGUAGAAACUACUACAUCCAAUUCCGAAUUGAAAUGUUUUCCAGAUUUUGUGGGAGUCGAAGACUACAUAUGCUCCAAUGUGAAAGAGAUGGAUUCCUUUAUAAUAUGGAUAUCUGACCAAUGCGUAGAGCAAUUUAUUCAAUCUCGUAUUAUCGAUUUCCCUCAGUUGAAACGUGCAAAUAUUUAUUUUAGCACAGAAGUCGACAUGGCAUCAGUUUCCCGGUACUAUGCUGGAAGAUAUUCUAAACUUAGUUUUUGUCUGGCAUCCGAAGUGUCGAACCGUCUUCGACAGGCUGCUCUUGGAGAUUGUUUAAGUUCCUCGUCGUUACUUGACCGAGAUUGGAUAAAAUCAACGAUGACUCGUGCAAAACAAGGAGUAUCGCAGAAGAUGGCGAGUCUAGAAAUAGAAUUACAUACGAACGCUCAUUCAUCCGAUAAUGGAGGAAAAACUUCGUUUUUGAAUGGAAAAGUUCCAGCAAAUUAUCUUUGUACACUUUGUUCGGGUAUUCUGAGAGAUCCUGUGCAACUAAUGUGCUGUGGUUCUCGUAUAUGUGAACCAUGUGUUCUAUUCAACAAUGGUUCUACAACAUGUCCAGAAUGUCAACGUAUUGUAACACAAGCUGAAGUAAUGCGAGACCGUGGUCACAAAAGAGACAUGGAAAAUAGUCAUAUUUCAUGCAGUUUUUGUACAUGGAAUGGCUCUUUAAAUAUGUAUCAGGAUCAUCUCCAAGAACAUUAUUGCAUGAAUAUGAAUGAUGCUGCUACUACGAACUUGAAUCAAAUGAGACUACAAGAAGCUAUGAACAAUCCACUCUUGGAACCUUCCAACUUAAUCUAUGAAGAAAAACCCAUUACGUCCAGCGAAGGUACACUGACAUGGAAUGUUACUGAUGCGCGAUCCAAAAUAGCCGGUCUUACGUUUGAACGCGGAACAUCAAUAGAUUCUCCAAUAUUCUACACAUCUCCUACCGGUUAUAAAAUGCUUGCUCGAUUAUUUUCAUAUGGUAAUGAUAGAGAUAGCCGGGCGCAUUUAUCUGUUUUCCUCACAUUGUUGCAAGGUGAAUAUGAUGCUAUUCUUCGUUGGCCUUUCCCUUAUAAUGUAGCGUGUUGCCUGUUUGACCAAACUAAUCGCUCUCGUCAUAUUAUCGAUAUGUUUCGUCCAGAUACAAAUUCAAUUAGCUUUCAAAGACCGUGUAGUGAUACGAACGUCGCUAGUGGAAUACGAAAGUUCUGUCCAUUGGCAUUGCUGCAGAACGAAGACAGUCCCUAUAUUAUAGAAGAUACAAUGUUUAUUAAAAUUACGGUUGAUUUUGUUGGCAUACCGCAUGAACUUCUACCUGAUAUGUUUAAGAUGGAUCCCGGUUUACCACCGCACGUUCAACAUUCUAGAAUUAAUGAUAUCAGUACCAAUUUUCAAGCAAUUCAAUCUACUCAUGUUGCGGAAAUUUUACAAGCUGAGCGUCAGAUAUCACAAAAUGCCCAACGUCCGCUAUCGACGACCUCACCUUCGAUACAAACGCUGCAUGAAGAUUCAGCCGCAAGUUCAUUAUCGGCUGAAUAUGACGACGAAGAUUCUGAAACCGAACAGUCGCAUGAGUGCCGCUGA
This is a messenger RNA of Adineta ricciae, 3159 nucleotides long. The record is from the annotation of a GenBank genome assembly. Lineage: Eukaryota; Metazoa; Rotifera; Eurotatoria; Adinetida; Adinetidae.